Messenger RNA from Chiloscyllium plagiosum (whitespotted bambooshark), 3223 nucleotides. Lineage: Eukaryota; Metazoa; Chordata; Chondrichthyes; Orectolobiformes; Hemiscylliidae. The record is from RefSeq and is a predicted model, not a curated record.
AUCUUGAGUCAAAGUCUUCUGGCUCUGGGGCUGGAGAGGAAUCACUCCAGGCGCCCUAAGGGAAGCAGCUGGAUAGAUUUGGAAAGGUUUCUGGAUGCUGAGAGCUCCACUCCUGUGAGGAAGCCACCAGGGGAUGUAAAUAGCCCUGAACUGCCAGUUGUUCUCUCUCUCUCUCUCUCUCUAGUUGCAACAGAACAACGUGUCUCCCACCAGCGUCGCUGAAAGCGUCAGAGCCUCAGACAGAACACAUUGAGUCCAGUGGCUGUCAGCUCCCAGUCUCUGCCCCGAUUUGCCGAGCGAUGCUGUGAGGCUUGGGGAUGCGCUGCUGACGGUCUCCAGCGCGUUUCUGUCUCCUCAGGAACAGGUCUCCACUUCAGCCGGCUCCCGGGCGCUCCUGACCGAGGGGAGAGAACCGGGAGAUGAUGGACUAACGGGCUCCACUCUCUCUCUCUCUCACACACACACCCCUCCACACGCAAUGGCCCCCGCGAUCUUCAGGAGUCUCCUCGCACUUGUUCACAUCGUCCAAGUUUUAGGGUUCGGUGUUGAUCCAGCCCAGGAAAUCGACGUUUUCUCUGCAUUGCAACUGAGCGAUUCAACCGAGGGCAUCGUCCAGGUCCAAGGAUUUCACAGUGGAAGCCGGGCAUUCCUGUUCCAAGAUACUGCAAGAAAUCUAAAAGCAUCUCCAUCUGCAGUGGAACAUAUUUCUCAGAAGCUGAGUCACACUCGCGAGUUUACUGUUCUGAUUACACUGAAGCAAGUCCACUACAAUUCAGGAGUCUUCCUGUCCAUUCAUCAUUCAGAUAAGAGGUACCUGGAGGUGGAGAGUAGUGGCCAUCGGAAUGAAGUCCGUUUUCACUAUCGAUCUGGCAGCCAUCAGUCUCACACAGAGGUCUUCCCAUAUGCUUUGGCCGAUGGGCAGUGGCAUCGUGUUGCCCUGGUCAUUAGUGCAUCCCACUUGAUUUUAUAUGUGGACUGUAACAAGAUUUAUGAACGAGUUAUUGAAAGGCCCAGUAUGGACAUUCCAAUUGGCUCAACAUUUUGGUUAGGACAAAGGAACAAUGUUCAUGGCCUUUUCAAGGGUGUAAUGCAGGAUGUACAGAUUCUCCUGAUCCCACAGGGACAUAUUACUCAAUGCCCUGACCUCAAUCGAACGUGCCCUACAUGCAAUGACUUCCACGGACUUGUGCAGAAGAUUAUGGAGCUCCAAGAUAUUUUAGCCAAGACAUCAGCAAAGCUGUCUUACGCUGAGGAGAAGAUGAACAGUUUGGAUCAUUGUUACUGUGAGAAGAGCUGUAAGGUGAAAGACCUGGUCUACAGAGAAUCACAGUAUUGGGCUGAAGGCUGCAGGAACUGCACAUGCAAGAAUGGAACAGUCCAAUGCAAGAGAAUGAUGUGCCCCACUGAGAUUUGUCCUCCAGGUAAUGCUCCAGUCUACACGGAAGGAAAAUGUUGCAAGGAAUGCCAACCUGUAUGUGUCCUUGGUAACAAGCUUUACUAUAAUGGGCAGAGGGUGACAGAAUGGAAAGCAUCAGGAGAGUGCUCUAUCUUGGAGUGUAAGGACAAAUUGAUGCAACGUGUUCAAUAUUCAAGCUGUCCUUCGCUGCCCUGCUCACGAUCAAACCAAAUCUCCCUGACAAACAGCUGCUGCAAGGUUUGCAGAGGUCAUGACUUUUGUGCUGAUGGCCCCAACUGCGUCGAGAAUUCAGAAUGUGUGAAUUUGGAGGCUAGUGCUAUCUGCAAAUGCAAAAGUGGUUUUGUGCCUCUCCGUGACGAUGAAGCCUACUGUGAAGAUAUUGAUGAGUGUGCCCAAAAUAAACACUACUGUCGAGAGAAUACCAUCUGUGUGAAUGGCGCUGGGUCCUACAUCUGUAUCUGCAAAACGGGUUAUAUUAAGGUUGACGAUUAUUCCUGUACAGAUCAUGAUGAAUGUAGCACAAAUCAACACAGCUGUGAUGAGAAUGCUCUGUGCUUUAACACUGUUGGAGGUCACAACUGCAUUUGUAAACCAGGAUAUACUGGUAAUGGUACCCACUGUAAAGCAUUCUGUGAGGAUGGCUGCAAGAAUGGAGGCACUUGCAUCGCUCCCAAGUUUUGCGCAUGUCCCCAGGGAUUCACAGGGCGACUUUGCGAAACAGACAUUGAUGAAUGUGCAGAGGGCUUUGUUCACUGUGACAGCCGUGCUAAUUGCAUCAACCUUCCUGGAUGGUACCAUUGUGAAUGCAGGGACGGAUACCAUGACAAUGGUCUGUUUGCCGCAAAUGGAGAGACAUGUGAAGAUAUUGACGAAUGUGGAACCAGGAGACAUACUUGCACGAAUGACACUGUUUGCUUUAACCUGGAAGGAGGUUAUGAUUGUAGAUGUCCUCACGGGAAAAACUGUACAGGGGACUGUGUUCAUGAAGGCAAAAUAAAGCACAACGGACAGAUCUGGGUUUUAGAAAAUGAUCGCUGCUCAGUCUGCUCAUGCCAGCAAGGUGAGGUUGACUGCUGGCCUCUGCUGUGCCCGGAAAUCGAUUGUGAAUUUAGCACAAUCCCGGAGGGUGAAUGCUGCCCGCAAUGUACCACUGAUCCUUGCCAAGCUGACAAAAUCCGCAAUGACAUCACCAAGACCUGCGUGGAUGAGCUUAAUUUGGUCCGCUUUACAGGAUCUUCAUGGAUAAAACAUGGCACGGAAUGUACUCUCUGCCAAUGCAAGAAUGGUCACGUCUGCUGCUCAGUGGACCCUCAGUGCCUUCAGCAACUCUAAACCGUAAAACACUCUGUCUAGCAUUUGUUGUGCCAUUUGUAUGGAAUUCCUGUCAAUUCUACAGGGCAAGAGUUAACAUCAGUACAAAGCUCUCUAUAAGAACAACUUUCCUAUCAGAAAAUAACGUUUAUACCAAAUACAUAUUUAUGUUCAACCAAAUCAGAAGCUGUUAUCAUCAAGAGGAAAUUACAUCCUAGCAAGGACCGAGAGUGCUGGAGCUAAAUGUGGCCAGUUUACAAACAGAGAAAUCAUUUGAAAGCAAGUGCAAACUUGGUAGAUUGUAUGUGAAAAAAAAUGUUUUAACACCAAGUUUAGAAAGAGUAUAUGUACAAGCAUGACUAGACGGUAAGGAUCUCAAUGCAAGGAAAGUCAUGUAAUGUAUUUUUUUCUGUUAUUUGUUUGAAUUGAUGUUUCCCAGUUCCAAUGAUUGCUGACUUGCUUGUCUUAGUGCAAAUACGUCGAAUUUAAAUUAAA